This is a messenger RNA of Drosophila elegans, 1565 nucleotides long. RefSeq names its product la protein homolog (gene La). Gene Ontology annotation, molecular function: RNA binding. NCBI's taxonomy places the organism in Eukaryota, Metazoa, Arthropoda, Insecta, Diptera, Drosophilidae. Gene Ontology annotation, biological process: positive regulation of translation; RNA processing. The transcript has 2 exons. Bases 105 to 1283 code for a protein of 392 amino acids. Gene Ontology annotation, cellular component: nucleus; cytoplasmic stress granule; ribonucleoprotein complex. The record is from RefSeq and is a predicted model, not a curated record.
CGAGCAGUGUUGUGAAACGCCGUAAUUUCGUUUCUGCCACCGCACACGUGUUUAAGUCACCGCACGUUUAAUUUUCCUUUCUGCGCGAAAUACUCACAGCUAAUAUGGCGGAAGUUGCUGAAACCCCGAGUGUGGAAGUCCAGGAGGAGGAGGCGCAGGUGCCGGAAUCCAAGAAUGGCGACGCCAAGGAGGAACAACAGCCUGCACCGGCGGCCGAGGAAGCCGAAUCCGGCGGCGGCGCGGGUGACGACUUCACGAAACAGGAGCGCGCCAUAAUUCGGCAAGUGGAGUACUAUUUCGGCGAUGCCAAUCUCAAUCGGGAUAAAUUCCUGCGCGAACAGAUCGGCAAGAACGAAGACGGCUGGGUGCCGCUAUCCGUGCUGAUUACCUUCAAGCGCUUGGCCUCGCUGUCCACGGAUCUGGCCGAAAUUGUGGCUGCCCUCAACAAAUCCGAGGAGGGCCUUAUCGAGAUUAGCGAAGAUAAGCUCAGUCUGCGUCGCCAUCCGGAGCGUCCCAUUCCGGAGCACAACGAGGAGCGGCGCAAGGAGAUCCAGGAGCGCACCGCUUACGCCAAGGGCUUCCCCCUCGACUCGCCGAUGAGUGAGCUCCUCGACUUCGCCGCCAACCAUGAGAAAGUGGUCAACCUGACCAUGCGCAAGCACUACGACAAGCCCACCAAGUCGUACAAGUUCAAGGGCAGCAUCUUCCUCACCUUCGAGACCAAGGAGCAGGCCAAGGCCUUCAUCGAACUGGAGAAGUUGGCCUACAAUGAUCGCGAGCUGCUGCGCAAGUGGCAGGUGGACUAUCUCAAGGAGAAGCAGGAGGAGUACGCCCAGAAGAACGAGAAGCGCAAGAACAAGAAGGAGGCCAAGCCGGAGCCCGCCUUCGAGUUGCCCAAAAACGCCAUUGUGGUCUUUGAGGGUGCCCCAGAAACCUCGAGCCGCGAAGAGAUUCGCGAAGCAUUCGAGAAGAUCAAGGACUUCGAAGUGGCCUACAUCGAGUUCGCCAAGGGCGAAACCAAGGGCUCCGUCCGGUUGACAGAGGCCGAUGCGGCCGAUAAGUACAUCGCCAAGAGUGAGGAGGGCAAGCUCAAGUUCAACGAUGAGGUCUCUCUGACGCUGCGCAAGGCCACCGAGGAGGAGGAGAAGGAAUUCAUCGACAAGGCUAUCGAGUUCAUGAAGAAGCGACGCGAUUUCACCCGCAACAAGGGCAAGCGAUUCAAUCGAAAGCGCCACGGAGGAAACGACCACAAGCAUGGGCAUAAGAAGUCGCGUGGAGACUAACUCCUUCACCACCCGAGUCCCUUGAUGGCAGUGUAGACCAAGCUUAACUGUUACUCGGUAGAUCUAGUUGACCUAGCUUUAAGCUCUUACUUAUAUAACAUAUGCUUUCUUGUAGUUUGCGAAAAUAAUCGUAAAAGAUACAGAAUAUUCUCCAAAAAAUAUGUAUAGUCUGUUACAUAGAUAACGAGAUGAACUCUAAUUUAUUUUACAUAGAAGACUACGAAUCCAUUUGUUUCCUUCAAAAGAAAGCUAAGAAUAAAGAUCAGUUUGUAAAACCCAAAA